This is a messenger RNA of Pseudopodoces humilis (Tibetan ground-tit), 6264 nucleotides long. The record is from RefSeq and is a predicted model, not a curated record. Lineage: Eukaryota; Metazoa; Chordata; Aves; Passeriformes; Paridae.
GUGAUCGUGACCGACAUGAACAGACCUCACCUCCGGUUUUACUUCCCCUGCAACAACUGGCUGAGCAAGGAGGAUGGGGAUGGACUGUAUGUCAGAGACCUCAUUGGCAGCCUGAAUCCCAUGGAUGUGCCCAAAAUCAACAAAUACGUGGUCCGGGUUUUUACUGGUGAAGUCAGCGGCAGUGGAACAGAUGCAGAUGUCUUCAUUAAUAUCUUCGGUGAGAAAGGAGACACAGGUGUGAGGAAACUGGACAAUGACAAAGACAACUUUGAAAAAGGAGCAGAAGACAAGUUCACUCUCGAUGCUCCAAAUCUGGGAAAGUUAAGAAAAAUUAAUAUCGGGCAUAAUAACAAGGGUGGCUCCGCUGGCUGGUUCCUUGCAAAGGUGAUCAUUGAGGACAUUGGCAAUAAAUGUGUGUACCAGUUCCCAGUUGGACGCUGGUUUGCUUUAGACGAAGAUGACGGGAAAAUACAGAGGGACAUUCUUGUUGGGGGCACUGAAGCCACAGGCAUUGUGUACAAUGUGGCUGUAGUGACAGGAGAUAUCAGAGGAGCCGGCACCAACUCCAAGAUCCACGUAAUUCUCCACGGCUCCAAAGGCUUAAAGAACAGUGGGAAGAUUUUCUUGGAAGGGGGUGAAUUUGAACGUGCCAGGACAGAUCUCUUCAAUGUGGAGAUAGCUGCCCUUCUCAGCCCUCUCAGUAGAGUCACCAUUGGGCAUGAUAAUUGUGGUGUCAGCUCUGGCUGGUUUUGUGAGAAGGUGGUGGUUUACUGCCCGUUCACUGGGAUUGAGCAAACCUUCCCAUGUGGGAAGUGGCUGGAUGAAGAUGAAGGGGACGGUCUCAUAGAGCGGGAACUCUACGAAAUGGUGUCCCUACGCCAGAAAAGGCUGAAAAAAAACCCCUGGUCUCUGUGGAUCUGGACAAGUGACAUUAAAAAUGCAGGAACAGAUGCCACCAUCUUCUUCCAGAUUUAUGGAGACAAAGGGAAGUCAGAUGAGAUGAAGCUAGACAACAAUUCAGACAACUUUGAAACUGGACAGACUGACAAAUUCAUGAUAGAGCUUCCUGAUCUCGGCACCUUUUAUAAGCUUCGGAUAUGGCACGAGAAAAGAAAUCCCUUUGCUGGCUGGCAUCUGAAUAAGGUAACUCUGCUGAAAACGCUGACAAAAGAAAAAUACUCAUUCAACUGCGGCCGCUGGCUAGAUAUAAAUGAAGAGGACAAUGAGAUCGUGCGGGAACUCCCCGCCGAGGGAUCUCUGGUGACUGAAGUCAUGCCAGUGAUCAAGUACCGCGUGACGGUGUGCACGGGCACGGUGAGCGGGAGUGGCACGGACGCCAACGUCUUCGUCUGCCUCAUCGGCGACCAGGGGGACACGGGCGAGCGCGUCCUCUACAACUGCAUCAACACCGUCAAUAAAUUUGAGAAAGGCAACGCUGAUGAAUUCUUCAUUGAAGCAGUAACGCUGAAGCAGGUGAGGAGGGUGAGGAUAGGGCAUGAUGGCAAAGGAGGAAGCAGUGGCUGGUACCUUGCCAAAGUGAUAGUAAGGGAAGAAGGACAGCCAGAAAGUGAGGCUGUGGAAUUCCCCUGCUACAGAUGGCUUGACAAAAAUGAGGACGAUGGUCAGAUUGUCCGAGAAUUAGUGCCUGCUGGGGAGUCACCAUUGCUAAAAAAUGUCAGUUAUCACAUCAGUGUGAAGACAGGAGAUAUCCCUGGUGCCAGCUCAGAUUCCAAAGUUUUCAUCAAACUCUACGGUGAAAAAGCAGACUCCAGCAAAGAGCCUCUCUUAGUCUCUGAUAAUGAUCUAGGCAAUUAUUUUGAACGUGGUCGAGUGGAUGAGUUUACUCUAGAUAUGAUGGAUAUUGGAAAGAUCAACCGAAUCCUGAUUGGGCACGAUAACGUGGGUCUGCGGUCCGGCUGGUUCCUGGCCAGUGUCCAGAUCACAGUUCCAGUCCAGGGAAAGCAGUACAUGUUCCCCUGCAACCGAUGGCUUGACAAGGAUGAGGCUGAUGGCAGGGUGGAGGUGGAGGUCUACCCAAGUGAGAUUUUGCCUACUGAGAAAUUGAUAAACUAUGAGGUGUCUGUAGUUACUGGAGACGUGCGAGCUGCAGGCACCAACGCCAAAGUCUUCAUGCAGAUUUAUGGUGAGACUGGCAAAACAGAAUUGAUCAUCUUAGAAAACAGAUCCAACAACUUUGAAAGGGGAGCCACAGAUAUCUUCAAGAGAGAGGCUGCAGAUGUUGGCAAGAUUUAUAAGAUUCGGAUAGGCCACGAUGGGACGGGCAUUGGGGAUGGCUGGUUCCUGGAAAGCGUCACUCUGAAGCGCCUGGCCACAAAAACAAAGGAGUCUGAUAAAAAGAAGAAGAAAAAGAAAUCUGAUGAGGAGGUAGAGGAGGAGACCAAGGAGGAAGAAGGAAUGGAUGUCUAUACAUUUGUGGCACAUCGCUGGCUGGCUAAGGAUGAAGGGGACAAGGAGCUCGUGGUGGAGCUGGUGCCUGACGGAGAAUCUGACCUGGAGGAAAAUACGUAUGAAGUCCGCAUUCUCACUGGGAUUGUGUGGGGGGCUGGGACAGAUGCUAAUGUCUUCUUGAGCAUCUAUGGCAUGGAAAGAGGAGACACGGGUGAGCGCCAGCUGAAAAGGUCAAAUAACCUCAACAAGUUUGAGAAAGGACAGGUAGACGUGUUCACCAUCAAAGCCAUUGACCUGGGCGAGCUGAAGAAGCUGCGGAUCCGCCACGAUAACUCUGGUGCAAGCCCCAGCUGGUUCCUGGAGAGGGUUGAGAUUAUUGACCUCAAAGAGAGCACCACGUAUUACUUUCCAUGUCAGAGGUGGCUGGCAGUCGAGGAGGACGACGGUCAGAUUGCCAGGGAGCUGGUCCCAGUGGAUGAAGCAUUUGUAAAGAAAGAUCCAGAAAAUGAUGGCCAGUCUCCUGCAACUUUGGGCCUGGAACAAAAAGCUAAAUCAACGACAUACACAGUGAAAGUGAAAACGGGGGACAAGAAGAAUGCUGGGACAGAUGCCAAUGUUUUCAUCAUACUCUAUGGAAGUAAAGAUGAUACGGGCAUAGUCAGCCUAAAGGCCUCAAAGAUUAACAAGAACAAAUUUGAGCGUGGGAAGGUAGAUGAGUUUACAGUGGAGUCCGUGGACAUUGGAGACCUGAAAAAAAUCAAGAUAGGCCAUGACAAUAAAGGUAAUUCAACUGGCUGGUUUCUGGAAUGGGUGGAGAUUGAUGCCCCAUCCCUGGGACAGUGCCUCAAGUUCCCUUGUGGCCGCUGGCUGGAUAAAUUGGAGGAUGAUGGAGCCGUUGAGAGAAUUAUCUUCCCUGCAGAACUGCAGACAGUAGAGUACAUCCCAUUUGUUCCUUACGAGAUCACGGUGUACACCAGUGAUAUUUUUGGAGCUGGCACGGAUGCAGAUGUCUUCAUUGUUCUUUAUGGAAGUGAUGGGAUUUGCACUCAGCAAAAAUCCCUGUGCCUCAACAAGAGAGAGCAAAGGAUGUAUUUUGAAAGGAAUUCAGUGAAUCAGUUCAUCGUGGAGCUGGAGGAUGUUGGUGACAUUAUUGAAAAGAUUCGCAUAGGACACAAUGGUGGAGGGGUGAACUCGGGGUGGCACUUGGACCGUGUGACGAUUCGGAGGCUGCUGCCAAACGGGAAGGGCUCAGAAACUAUCACAUUUCCAUGUGAAAGAUGGCUUGCAAAGUCUGAAGAUGAUGGUGAGACUGUCAGAGAGCUGGUGCCAUCUGAUAUUUUUACUGAAAAGCUCAUGAAGGAUGGGACACUCAAGCAGAUAGAGGAAGAAGUUGAAGAGCCCUUAGAAGUUCACACAUACAAGAUCAGCGUGUUCACUGGGGAUAUCUACGGUGCAGGGACAGAUGCUAAUGUCUUCCUAAAUAUCUAUGGAGACCUGGGGGACAUGGGAGAGAGAAAACUCAGUAAAUCCGAAACAAACUUCAACAAGUUUGAAAGAGGACAGGAGGACACGUUCACAAUACAGGCUGUGGACCUCGGCAUUCUGUACAAGAUCAAGAUUCGUCAUGACAACAGUAUGUUCAGUCCUGACUGGUUUCUGGAAAAAGUGGAGAUCCUGGAUGAAACCACAGAGGAGUCGUUCGUUUUCCUGUGCGAGCGCUGGCUCUCUAAAAAGAAAGAGGACAGAAAGAUAGAGCGCACGCUUUAUGAACAGAGCUACGAUGGCGAGCGGAACAGCCUGGAUGGCUCCUCUCUCAGCACGUCCAGCCAGGACAGCAAUGCCAACCUGAAGGAGCCCAAAAAAUCCAGCUUGGUCAAGGCAGCAGAGGAAGGCUCACUGAUCCCGUACCACAUCACCGUCGCCACAGGCACGGAGUACGACUCCAGCACCGACAGCCGCGUGUUCAUCAUCAUCAUGGGCCCGCAGAAAGUGCAGACCGAGAGGCUGUGGCUGGAUCUUCCAGAAGGAAAGGAUGAAUUUGCAGAUGGCUCUGUGGAGAAAUUUUCAGUUUGGGGCCUAGAUGUUGGGGAGAUCAAAAAAGUGGAGGUGGGGCACGAUGGCGCUACCCCUGAGAGCUGCUGGCUGAUGGAAGAGCUCACCAUCGUCGUGCCCACCAAAGGCGUCAUGUACAACUUUGUCUGCAAGUGCUGGCUGGCCAGAGACAAAGGUGAUGGGCUCACCUCACGGAUCCUCAACAUCCUGGAUGCAGAAUGUGUUAACAUUGGCAUCAAGAUCCUGUACGAAGUCACAGUUGUGACUGGAGACAUCGAAAGUGGCGGUACAGAUGCCAGUAUUUUCAUGACUGUCUUCGGAUCCAAUGGGAACACUGAGGAGAUGCUGCUGGAAAAAAAUGGAGACAGGUUUGAGCGGGGCCAGGAGGACAGUUUCAUCAUGGAGAUUGCCGACAUUGCACCCCUCAGGAAGAUGAGGAUCCGGACGGACGGGAAGGGGACGCGCCCGCACUGGUUCAUGGAAAGGAUCACCCUGAAGAAUCUUACUAAUCAAGAAGUGGCCACAUUUACCUAUGGGGAUUGGCUGUCCAAGCUAAAAAAUGCCAAGGGAAGCCUGGUGUGUGAGAUGCCAGCUGUCAUAAAUGACGAGCAGAUGAUGGAGGACACCACAUACACUCUUCAGGUUAAAACCAGUGACAUUGGAGGAGCAGGCACCGACGCCAACGUGUCCUUGAUCCUGUUCGGGGAGUAUGGGGACAGUGGUACCUUGCCUCUGAAGGAGUCCAACAAGUCUAACAAGUUUGAGAGGAACCAGAUGGAUGAAUUCAGCUUCUCUGAAAUGCUGAGCCUGGGAGACCUCUGUAAAGUGCGGAUCUGGCAUGACAACAAAGGAAUUGCCCCAGGCUGGCACCUGGAAUAUAUUGAUGUGACGGACUCUGCCAUGGACAAGACAUUUCGCUUCCAGUGUGAUCGCUGGCUGGCUAAAGGUGAAGACGACGGGCAGCUCAUCAGGGAACUGGCCUGUGCCAAUAAUGACAUCCUGGAGCUCAAGGAGAGGACUGCCUACGAGAUUGUCACAGUAACCAGCGACAGAGAGGAUGCAGAUACAAAGGAAAACAUCUGGAUCAUCCUAGAAGGGAAGAUGGGCCGCUCAAAGGAAUUCCUCAUGGAAAACUCUUCCAAGAAAAGGAGGUUUGAAAGGGGAGCAACAGACACAUUCCAAUUUUCUUCAAAGAAUGUUGGGGAUAUUGCAGCCAUCUGUGUUGGUCACUGCCCAAAAGAUGGGAAGAAGUCAUCUGCAAAAGCUGAUGUCUUCUGGCAUGUCCAGGAGAUUAUCGUGACAGAGAUGGAGCUUUGCAACAAGUACUUCUUCAGGUGCAACGUGAAAAUCCCUCUGCGAUACAAGAGGCGAGACUACAAAGUCUUCGAGUGUGCCAAGGUCACCGAGAGCUUCGCCAGCAAAGCCCGGAGCUUGGUGCCAGUCAAAUAUGAGACCAUCGUGGUGACAGGCUUCGAGAAGGGCGCGGGCACCGACGCCAACGUGUUCAUCACCAUCUACGGCCUGAACGGGGACUCGGGGAGGCGGGCGCUGAAGCAGAAGUUCAGGAACCUCUUUGAGCGAGGCAAAACCAGCAGGUUUUACCUGGAAACGCUGGACAUGGGGGAGCUGAAAAAGGUCCGGAUUGAGCACGACAACAGCGGGCUGGGUCCGGGCUGGCUGGUGGAGAGGGUGGAGAUCACCAACUCGGCCACUGGUGUCACCACCAUAUUUCCCUGUGGGAAGUGGCUGGAUGAAAACCGGGGGGAUGGGUUAAUCUGUAGGGACCUUUUUCCCAGGUACUGA